CCUCUUCACUCAAUGACUUUUGCAUUAAAAGCUGCUAAAGGUCAACUCUUCCUCACUGUCCCCAACUAACCCCUUUAUUUCUCUCUCCCCAUUUUACCCCGUAUUCAACCCAACGGGUCUUCAGAACCUUUUGACCCUUUAUCUCAUAUCAUAUUACUCUCUCUCCAACCGGUUUAUUCCGUAUACUGGACCCCACAUCACGGAUUUAGUCAACACCUUGACCAAAAUGCGCCAUGUGGAUAGUUAUUACUGGGAAGUAAGUUUGACGGCAGAUGCCAACAAACGACAGGUCAGCCAUUUUGAUUUCUUGAAAUUGCUAGAGAGCAUCGGUUUGACCCGAAUCCAAUAACUUCCCUCUUUUUUCUCAUCGUCAUUCAGCAUUCUUUCUUUUUACUCUUUUUUCCCCCCCUUCUUUUGCUUUCUUUCAUCAUCAUUUUUUCUUCACCUUGUUAAACAAGCCCUGCGUACAACUAUAAAGAUUCAAACUUACCCUUUUGCUAUUGCUAGUGCAUGGUGUUAAAAGAAAUGGCUGUGGAGCUUAUGACGGGUUAUGGUUGCGUUGACAGUUUUGCAGCAGCAACCCAGAUGGAAGAGAGUGCUGUACGAGAAGCUGCGUCUGCUGGUAUGCAAAGUAUCGGUGAGUUCAUAAGAUUAUUGUCUCGAAAUCAAGUCUCUGAACAACAUUUCCCAGAAACCUCAUCUUCUUCGAAACUUGAACCUGACAAAGAAAUCAAGGUUGCUGCCGAAAUGGCUGUAAACAAUUUUAAGAGAGUCAUUUCUUUACUGGAUCGACCGAGAACUGGCCACGCUAGAUUCAGAAGAGCACCUGUGACUCCUCCUCCCCCGGUUGUUCCUCAGAAAGAACACAAACAUGUUCUAGAACCAGGGCCAUCUGUUGUAUCUACUAAUCAUCAAGCAAACGAGCAAAUUUCUGCCUUUAAGGUCUAUUGUCCUACACCGAUUCAUCGUUUGCCACCUUUGCCUCAUAAUCACCACCCCCACCAGGUUCAUAAGAAUCCUUCUGUAGCGAUGACCAAGCCUUUGCAUACAGAAAGAAGUGAUGUGCCAACUACCAUCAAUUUUUCAUCUUCAACUUCUUUCAGAUCCUCGCUCACUGGUAAUACUGAUAGCAUACAGCCUUCGUUUUCUUCUGGAUUUCAAUUCACUACUCCUUCAUCAGUGGGUAAGCCACCUUUAUCUUCGUCUUCACUCAAAAGGAAGUGCAAUUCCAUGGAUGAUGCUGCUCUAAAGUGUGGUUUAUCUUCUGGCCGCUGCCAUUGCUCCAAGAAAAGAAAAUCAAGGGUUAAGAGAGUUGUUAGAGUCCCUGCAAUCAGCUCUAAGAUGGCCGAUAUUCCGCCUGAUGAUUUCUCCUGGAGAAAGUAUGGCCAGAAACCCAUCAAAGGCUCCCCUCAUCCAAGGGGAUAUUACAAGUGCAGUAGUGUUAGAGGAUGCCCAGCGCGUAAACAUGUAGAACGCGCACUUGACGAUCCAAUGAUGCUGAUUGUGACAUACGAAGGCGAUCACAAUCACUCUGUUUCAAUCCACGAUACCCCUGCUGCCAUGGUUCUGGAGUCAUCUUAGUCAACUCAUCAAACGCUCUGGAAACGACGUUUGAAUAUUAAAUCACACCCGUCCAAAAGUGGGAAAGUGGGGGUAGAUGAAGCAAUCAGAACCGUGUUCAGAAAGUCAACGAAGAUGCUGGGCUCUGUCUUCAAGAAAAGAGAUUGAUAGAUUAUUGCGACAACUGGCGCUUUUUAAAACAAAAUUGUGUAUUUUGUGGGAGUGGAAUCUCGCAAAUACAAUUAAUGUCUUUUUUUUUUUUUUUUUUUCUCCUUUUAUACAGUUAUUUUAUUUCUUAAUGUGCUUAUACUCAACUUAGAUCAGAUGGAAUUUUGUUUA
Messenger RNA from Mangifera indica (mango), 1899 nucleotides. Its product is annotated as probable WRKY transcription factor 7. Lineage: Eukaryota; Viridiplantae; Streptophyta; Magnoliopsida; Sapindales; Anacardiaceae. The record is from RefSeq and is a predicted model, not a curated record. Gene Ontology annotation, molecular function: sequence-specific DNA binding; DNA-binding transcription factor activity. Bases 511 to 1581 code for a protein of 356 amino acids. The transcript has 3 exons. Gene Ontology annotation, biological process: regulation of DNA-templated transcription.